Hordeum vulgare subsp. vulgare (domesticated barley) is the source of this 717-nucleotide messenger RNA. RefSeq lists its product as uncharacterized. The record is from RefSeq and is a predicted model, not a curated record. The transcript has a single exon. Lineage: Eukaryota; Viridiplantae; Streptophyta; Magnoliopsida; Poales; Poaceae. The coding region runs from base 94 to 453 and encodes 119 amino acids.
GCAAAUGCGUAUGCAGUGACACUCUUAAGCUACACACACAUCCACAAGGCACAGGCUACCUCUUGCUUGCAAGUCUUGUGAUCGAUCGACGUCAUGGCAAAGGUGCAGGUGGCGGCGAGGUUCGUGACGGAGGUGGCACCGCCGCAGCUUGUGUCGGUCGUGCGGCGGACGAAGGUGCCGAGGAGCCUCGACACGAUCGUCGAGGACGACAGGGAGCAGCCGCAGCUGGCCUACGGCGACCAUCAUCGUCAGGCUACUGCCUCCGCGGCGUCGGCGAAGAGGGCGUUGCUGGCCGUCGCGCGCACUGGCGGUGCCGGGUUCAUGAGGGAGCUCAGCAGCUGCUUCUCCGGCAACGGCGUCCACGGCCAGGCGGUCGGUGGCGGCUGGGAGAGCACGCGCAGUAAAGGGCACGGCCGACGAGCCGUGCUUGCGCACCGGAUGCACGGAAAUUAAGCUAACGAGCAAGCAAGCAUGCUGCUGAACUUGGGCGUCCAUCCAUGUUUGUUGGCUCGAUCGAUCUCAUUCGUGUGCCCUUGUCCUGUUCGGAAGAUUAAUAGUAGUAGUAUGCUAGCAGGGUAUCAUGCGUAGCUAAGCUUUGAUGUCACUACGUGGAUUUCCGCCGAUAUUCGUUUGGUGAAAGGAGACCUGUACGUGAGUACGUCGACUACGAAGCACUUGUAAUGAAUUAAGAGAUUUCUCGAUAAAUGGUGAAUUUUA